This is a messenger RNA of Histoplasma mississippiense, 1530 nucleotides long. RefSeq lists its product as hypothetical. The record is from RefSeq and is a predicted model, not a curated record. The transcript is spliced from 4 exons. Gene Ontology annotation, molecular function: primary methylamine oxidase activity; quinone binding; copper ion binding. Lineage: Eukaryota; Fungi; Ascomycota; Eurotiomycetes; Onygenales; Ajellomycetaceae. Gene Ontology annotation, biological process: amine metabolic process. The coding region runs from base 1 to 1530 and encodes 509 amino acids.
AUGAAAGCAGUUGAAGCUUCUUGCCUAGCCAAUGACGAAGUGCAGGCCACAAUACGCUCCCUUGACCUCCCUGCAGGAUCAACUGUUGUGGUGGAACCUUGGGCUUAUGCCACAGACGGAAUGAAUGACAUGGCCCAACGAAUCACAAUGUGUUGGUUCUACCUUCGCAUUGAAGAGAAUCCAAAUGCCAAUUACUACGCAUACCCUCUCGACCCGGAUGGGCCAUCUUUCUAUAUUAGUGGAAAUCACGUAGAGUGGGAGAAAUGGAGUUUCAGAGUAGGUUUCAAUUACCGCGAAGGAUUGACGCUCCACGACAUUCGUUACGAUGGCCGGAGCUUGUUUUACCGACUGUCUCUCGCGGAGAUGUUCGUACCUUAUGCUGACCCACGAGCUCCUUAUCCCCGCAAGGCGGCAUUUGACCUCGGAAAUGACGGUGCAGGAAUCAACGCCAAUAAUCUAGAGCUUGGCUGUGAUUGUAUAGGUACCAUCAAGUAUUUCGACGGUUACCAUAACACGCCCUCUGGGCAGCCUUUGAAAUUGCGCAACGUGGUGUGUUGCCAUGAACAGGAUGAUGGUAUUCUAUGGAAACAUACCAAUUUCCGCACUCAAACACCUGUAGUAGUUCGCUCUCGUAUUCUCGUUUUACAGACUAUCAUUACAGUGAACAACUACGAGUACAUUCUUGCGUUCCAUUUCUAUCAAGAUGCUUCAAUUUUUUACGAAGUUCGUGCUACUGGUAUCCUGUCCACUGUUCCCGUCAACAUAGACACAAAAACCAAGUUUCCUUAUGGCACCAUUGUAGCUCCAGGCGUUCUAGCACCAUAUCACCAGCAUCUCUUCAGCCUGCGCAUCGACCCAGCUAUCGACGGCUAUUCUAAUUCUGUUGUCGUUGAAGAAUCAAACCCCCUUCCUUUGGGCAAUCGCUCUGUCCACAACCCAUUUGGUGUAGGCUAUUGCACUGACAGUCAAAUUGUCGAGGAAGAGGGGGGAUUUGACCUCGAUUUCACCAAAAACCGUACCUUCAAGUUUCUUAACGAGAGCAAGAUAAACCCCAUAACGGGCACACCGGUUGGAUUCAAACUUCUUCCUGCUUACAGUCAAAUGCUCCUCUCCCAUCCUGAGUCGUACCAUGCGAAGCGCUCAGAGUUCGCUAAGCAUGCUGUUUGGGUUACUCGCUAUGAAGAUGGGGAUCACUUCCCUGCCGGCCGAUAUACAAUGCAGUCUACCGGCGGGGAUGGUAUUGCUUCUGCCAUUGCUAAGCGAAAAGAAUCGAACGCGUCUGGGUCAGUCAGAAACGAGGAUGUUGUCAUCUGGCACACAUUCGGAUCCACCCACAACCCUCGAAUCGAGGAUUGGCCGGUUAUGCCAAGUGAGAAACUCAUUGUUGGACUCAAACCCGUCAACUUCUUCUCUGGCAAUCCAGGCUUGGAUGUGGCUCCCUCGGCUCAAGAGAAGAAUAAUAGUAAGAGUGUUUUGUAUACUCGAGAUGAUUCCAAGGCAACAGCAUCGUGUCAUAACUCUAACCUCUAG